AUGAGGAUUGGGACAUAUCUAUUAGGGUUCAUAGGCACGGUAUAUAACACUAUCUAUCUAUCUAUCUAUCUAUCUAUCUAUCUAUCUAUCUAUUUGUCUGUCUGUCUGUUAAUCAUAUUGGCAUUUUUCUUCAAUCUCUCUCUUUCUCUCUCUCUCUUUCCCCACCCUCUCUCUCUCUCUUUCUCUCUCUCUUCCCCCCUCUCUCUCUUUCGUACUCUUUCUUUCUUUAUUUAUUUGUUCAUUUCAUUCUUUCUUUCUAUAUUUCUUUCUUUUUCCAGCUUUCUCUCUAUGUCUCUCACUGUCUAUCGAUCUUUUUUUCUAUCUUUAUUUCUCUCUUUCUCUCUCUCUUUCUUUCUCUUUUCCUUGUCUCUCUCUCUCUUUCUCUUUUCCUUCUCUAUCUUUUUCUUUCUCUUUUCCUUCUCUCUCUUUUUCUUUCUCUUUUCCUCUCUCUCUUUCUUUCUCUUUUCCUUCUUUCUCUCUCUUUCUUUCUCUUUUCCGUCUCUCUCUCUCUUUCUUUCUCUUUUCCGUCUCUCUCUCUUUCUUUUUCUUUUCCGUCUCUCUCUCUUUCUUUCUCUUUUCUUUCUCUCUCUCUUUCCUUCUCUUUUCCUUCUCUCUCUCUCUCUUUCUUUCUUUCACUUUCACUUCAUUUCCUUUUCUUUUUUAUUUAUUUCUUUUUCUCUCUCUUAUUUUGACUCUUUCUUUUUCUUUCCUUCUUGCACUCUCUUACUAUUCCUUUCUUUCUUUCUUUCUCUCUCUCUAUUUGUAUUUUUUUUCUAUCUCUUUUUUCCUCACUUUCUUUAUUCCUUCUUUUCUUUCUAUAUUUCUUUCCUUCUUUCUUUAUUUAUUUAUUCAUUUCUCUCUCUCUCUCUCUUUCUCUCUUGCGUUCUCUCUUUCUUUUUCUUUCCUUUUUUCUCUAUCCGUGACGCAUUUGCUCUUCUUUUUCUCUAUAUUUCUUUCUACUUCUUUCUCUCUUUUUUUCUCGCUCUCUCUUUACUUUUUUAUUUCUAUUUUUUCUAUCUUUCUCUAUUUUUCUCACUUCCUUUCUUUCUAUAUUUCUUUCUACUUUCUUUAUUCAUUUCUCUCUCACUCUCUCUUUCUCUCUUUCUUCCUCUCUCUAUCUCUCACUUGCUCUCUUUCUUUCUUUCUUUCUUUCUUUCUAUUCAUUUCUCUCUUUCUCGUUAUUCCUUCUCGCUUUCACUUUUUCUUUUUCUUUCUCUCUCUCUCUUUCUCUCUCUCUCUUACUCCCCCUCUCUUUCUCUCUCUCUCUCUCUGUUUCUAACUGAUGUUUUUUCUUCUUUUCUGCUGCUACUGUUACUACCGUUGCCUCUCUCACUGCGGUUUUACUGGUACAUAUACACCACCCAGCUCGUCUGCCCCACCCCGGCCAUAGCGACAGUUUCUUACGGCAUAAUAUUUUCGCUUUAUAACGACGCAUAG
Acanthosepion pharaonis is the source of this 1437-nucleotide messenger RNA. The record is from the annotation of a GenBank genome assembly. NCBI's taxonomy places the organism in Eukaryota, Metazoa, Mollusca, Cephalopoda, Sepiida, Sepiidae.